This is a messenger RNA of Alternaria incomplexa, 858 nucleotides long. RefSeq lists its product as uncharacterized. The transcript has a single exon. NCBI's taxonomy places the organism in Eukaryota, Fungi, Ascomycota, Dothideomycetes, Pleosporales, Pleosporaceae. Bases 1 to 858 code for a protein of 285 amino acids. The record is from RefSeq and is a predicted model, not a curated record.
AUGGAUCAAUGGUUCAGUCAGAAAGCCAGCGCCGGUGACAAGGCCUUCCAAGAGUGCACCAAAAUCCUCUCAGAUUAUCUCUCCAGCACCACAGACACCCCACCUGCAUCAACCGCAUCUGCAAUCGUGACCUCUGUCAACGCCUCAUCAAAACCCGCAGAUACCGGCUUCGAAGUCACAAAUCUACUGCUAGACAUAGUGGCACAAUUCUCCACCUCACACACCCCCAUAAUCGCCCUCCUCCCCGCCAUUCGCGCCAUACCACCCACCCCAAACCCAGUUUACUACCACUGUGAAUCCAUGCACCGAGAGAAUUACGACGGCAUAUCCGGGCUACGAUAUCUCUGGAAACCAGAAGAUAAGCAAGCGACUGUCACACCGGGUGAUCGAUGGGUUAAUUACAACGUCUUCACCGUCAAACUGGCCACCUCUGGAUACAAUGAUGGCUACUUCAUGUUCGGCUUCUUCUGCCUGCGGGAAGCGCUUGAGACGAAGAAAGAAUCCAGAGAGGCUGAAUUCGAGAAACACAUUCGCCCAAGUUUCCUCGAGCGUUCUGCAAUCGAUGCCAAUGAACUUCUCAACUACGACCUCACAGCCGCUGCUAAAUGGGUCAUCAUCGGCGCAUCUCACAUGUACCGCUUGGAGAACUCGGUCUUUGGAGACGAUUUGCAGAGAGGUAUCGCGGUGCAUACGGAAUUUUGGGAUGGAAACCCGGGUUUUUCGUUGGGAAGAUGGAGGUUGUGGUGGGGGAGAUUUGAAUAUUUUGCGGAAGAAUCGUACGUAAAGGAGGAGGUGAGGGUUUUGUGUAGAGAGGCGAUUGAUGCCAUUGCGGAUGAUCUGUUUGCCAAGGUGGAUUGA